ACUUUUUCUUCUUAUCCCUAAGCGCCCUUAUAUAUACAACUCACCUCCCUCUCUCUCUUGUUCAAACCAAAAACUCUUAAAACUCUAAGGUUAACAAAACACGAAAACGAUUCCGUUUCAAUUCUUUUAUUACCUCCUCCUCCAACAUGGUUGAUUUAGAUUGUAAAGCCAAGAUGCCAAGCAAAUCUCCGAAACUCUCAAACAAGCUUCGUGUUUCUAUUCCGGCGCCGUUUCGUGGCGCUACUAAAUCACCUGUUUCUUGCUCCGACUCGGCUUGUUCGGCUUACGAGCAGUAUCUUCGGCUUCCGGAGCUUAGCAAACUAUGCAGCUCAAGAGAAUUUCCAAAUUGGAAAAACGAAGCCGUUUUGAAACCUGCUUUACAAGCUUUAGAGAUCACGUUUCGGUUCGUUUCAAUUGUUUUAUCCGAUCCUAGGCCGUAUGCCAACCGAUGCGAGUUCAAGCGGCGGCUGGAGUCAUUAGCAACCUCUCAGAUUCAGCUCGUAGCUAAUUUAUGCGAGGAGAAAGACGGCUCGGCUCCGAUCGUUGACUUGACCACGAUCGACGGCGUUUUGACCCGCGACGGGAGCUCCGCGCAGGUAUGGAAGCUUCCAGGCGGAGAGUCAAGCUUCGUCAACCGAACAAGCGAACACAGCUUGCUUCCUCGUCUCGCCACGUGGCAUAAAUCUGAGGAUGUGGCGGAGAAGAUCAUGUACACCAUCGACUGCGAGAUGAGACGGUGUCCGUACACUCUAGGUGUAGGAGAGCCAAACCUGGCCGGCAAGCCGAACCUCGAGUACGACGCCGUUUGCAGACCAAACGAACUCCACGCUCUAAAGAAGAACCCGUAUGAUAACGUUAUCGACAAUCACGAGAACCAAACUCUAUACACGACGCACCAGAUUCUAGAGGCAUGGAUAUUCACAGCACAAGAGCUCCUAAAACGCAUCGUGUUAAGAAUCGAAAACAAAGAAUUCGAACAAGCAUCGAACGACUGUUAUUUACUCGAGAGAAUCUGGAAACUACUAGCGGAAAUCGAGGACGUCCACGUGUUAAUGGACCCGAGCGAUUUCUUAAGACUCAAAAACCAGUUAUCAAUCAAAUCCGAAUCCGAAUCCGACCCGUUUUGUUUCAGAUCACGUGGAUUAGUCGAGAUCACGAAACUUUCUAAAGAUUUGAAGCACAAGGUUCCGUUAAUUUUGGGGGUGGAGGUGGACCCCAGCGGCGGGCCCAGGGUACAGGAGGCAGCGAUGAGAUUGUAUAGUGAGAAGAAAGAUAGCGUGAAGAUUCAUUUGCUUCAGGGAUUACAGGCUGUGGAGGCGGCGUUGAAGAGGUUCUUUUACGCGUAUAAGCAGGUGCUGGUGGUGGUAAUGGGGAGUCUGGAGGCAAAAGCAAACCGAGUGGUGGUGAGUGCGGAGUCGUGUGACUCGUUGAGUCAGGUGUUUCUGGAGCCGACUUAUUAUCCGAGUUUGGAUGCGGCCAAGACGUUCUUGGGAGAGUUUUGGAGUCAUGAAAAGAAACAGUGAGCGAGUUACUAUAGAGAUUUUUUAUUUAAAAAAAAGAGUAUAAUGUUUGAAUUAUUCUUUGUAAAAUAUAUAAAAUUUUGAGGCAUUUAUAUUAUUGUAUCAUUAGUUCAUUUUUAA
Molecule: messenger RNA, 1640 nt
Organism: Pistacia vera
Lineage: Eukaryota; Viridiplantae; Streptophyta; Magnoliopsida; Sapindales; Anacardiaceae
Product: nematode resistance protein-like HSPRO2
Exons: 1
Coding region: 147-1523 (458 amino acids)
Biological process (GO): defense response
Molecular function (GO): metal ion binding; heme binding
Source: RefSeq, a predicted model, not a curated record